AUGGCCUAUCUUAACAAGGGCUUUAAUGAUACGCAAUGCUUUAGUGGUGAACGGUGGCAGAACAAUGUCGGAGAAAAGAGGAACGAAGUUGCCAUUGAAGACGAAGAAAUAAGUAAGGAAAAAAACCCCACUAACCAACACCACUCAACACCCAAACAAUAUCAUGCACCACCAUCACCCGUCACCUCCACCACCCAUCACCACCACCCAACAUCAUCACCACCAUCUGCCAUUGCCAACCAUGACCAUCAUCCACCACCACCACCCAUCACCACCACCCGCCAUAACCAACCUCACCCACCACAAUCACCACCACAUGCCACUGCCACCCACCCACCACCAAUAUCCACCUCCACUUCCCAUCACUACCACCCACCCACCACUAUGACUACCACCUGCCACUACCACCACCCAUCACCACCACCACCGUCCACCACCACCCGCUACCAUUACCCCCACGUACCACCCACCAUCAUCACCACCACCACUACAACCAUCACCCACCCACCUCUACCACCGAUCACUACCCAUCAUUAUGACCACCACCCGCCACUACCACCAACCACCACCCACCACCCAUCACCGCCACUCGCCACCAUCACCCACCACCCAUCGCCACCACCCGCACCCAUCACCCCUACCCACCACCUACCAAAACCACCACCCAUCACUACCACCCACUCGAUACUCACUAUUAUGACCAUCACCUAUCAUCACCAUCACCCGCCUCCACCACACAUCACCACCACAUACGUCCACCACCACCCAUCACCACCGACAACCACCAUUUAUCACUACCACCCGCCAUUACCACCAACCAUCAUCUGCCUCCAGCACCCACCUCCACCAUCCCCACCACCACCGCAUAUCACCACCGACCACCAGUACCUAUCACCAUCACCAUCACCUCCACCCACCACCCACCAAAACCACCGAAAACCACCGACCAUGACCCAUCACCACCACCCACUUUCACCACCCACCACCACCACCCCACCCAUCACCCACAAAAACCACCAUACGUCAUCACCACCCUCGUAG
Molecule: messenger RNA, 1041 nt
Organism: Lactuca sativa (garden lettuce)
Lineage: Eukaryota; Viridiplantae; Streptophyta; Magnoliopsida; Asterales; Asteraceae
Source: RefSeq, a predicted model, not a curated record